AUGGCUUGCGCUACCAAUCCAUGGCGGAUCGGCUACAGCCGCGCCGCGAUCCAGAUAUUCCUGAUAGCGUUUUUCGCGCUGAACGCCGUUCUCGCUUGUCUCUACGCGACGGGGUUUUUCACGAGCGAGGCGUUGGAGAAGCAGAAGGAGGAGAUCGUGCAUCUAUGGCAGUCGUGCAUCUACAACCGCUUCGCGCACAUCCAUCGAUUCCAACACCCCUUCCUCCGCCCCGAGCCGUGCUCCGACCUCACUAUGGCCGCCGCGAAACGGGGAGAAGCAGGCUUGAAACGAGCGCGAUCCUCGAGAGUCCCUGGCUACUACCACCCGGACAUUGUCGACGGCAAUACUCCUCGGUUCAUCCAGCUGGAUUAUUUCAACUCUAUUUUCCACCUGCUGGGGGGGUUUGGAGCAGAGGCGUUGGAGAUAGAGGGGGACGGGAGGGGCGGGAGGAGGGAGAUGCGGGUGCGGUCGAAGUUUACAGGUGGUGAGGCGUGUGUGUUUCACCAGCAGGGAAACAAGACGGGAGAUCUGGCCAUGUUUGAUGUGUUCAACACCACAGGGAUGGAGGUGUUGUUUGAUUGA
Closterium sp. Naga37s-1 is the source of this 582-nucleotide messenger RNA. The record is from the annotation of a GenBank genome assembly. Lineage: Eukaryota; Viridiplantae; Streptophyta; Zygnematophyceae; Desmidiales; Closteriaceae.